AUGGAGCCGAGCCCUCGGCCCGCGGGGCCAGCGGCGGCCGGGGGGGCAGAGCCCGGGGGGGCAGAGCCCGGGGGCGCGGGGGAGCCGCUCUGCCCCUUCCUGGCCUGGAGUGCCGCGGAGGUGGCCGAGUGGGUGGUGCAGCUCGGCUUCCCGCAGUACGAGGAGUGCUUCAGGUCUAACGGCAUCACAGGCCGCCGCCUUAUCCACGUGAACUGCUCCAACCUGCCCGCCAUUGGCGUCACGGACUUCGGCCACAUGCAGGAGAUUUCACGACACGUGCGAGAGUUGCUGGGGAUUGAGGAGCCUUCCUUUCAGAGAUCCAUUGCCCUCCCGUACAGAGACAACUUGGGUCUCUUCCUGGAGCGAAAGUCUCCAACAGGAAGGAAAGCAGAUGCCCUCACUUUCUCACAGUUUAUCCAGGAAGCAGGACUGGAGCCCUAUGCUACAGUCCCUCCUGUGCAACAAUCCCAGCCUGGGGUAGAAGCAGAUACUCUCCCUGUAUUGCAGUCAGAGGCUGCAUUAGAGACUGACACCGCACUUCCACCUUCAUAAGAAGCCCAGCAGGGACAGCAGAAUAAACCCCCAUUACCUUGCAGUUUGUCCGAGGAGGUACAGUGCCACCUUCUCCCAACUAUGGAAAAGGCAACUGCAACUCUUAGCCAUUUGAUGACAGCAAACACAUCCCUGCAUCGGUUCUUUUCUGCAAUCCUUCAUUUGUCUCCAGGAACUAAGUGAAGCAGAAGCUGUAAACCAGACUGAACCACUGUCUUUCACUUCUGCUUCACAGUUUAUUAAAAAGACCAAAAAACAAUCACAGACAGAUUUUAGUUACCAAUGAUUGAUAGCAACUUCCCUGCUGCUCAAGUGAAUAGAUUUCUCCCAGGCUUUACUGUCUGCAGACUGGGCUCACUGUAAAGCCCAAAGGUAAAGUAAAUGACAUAUACAAUAACUGGUGUACAGGUGUGCUGCCAGCUGCUGUCAGUGAUUGUAAUUAAGUCACUGAAGAGGCAAAAUCUUUGGUGUCAGAACUCUUGCACACAAACUGCGAGCAGAACGUUUUCUACCCUGCACAGAUGGAGCAACAGG
Apus apus (common swift) is the source of this 1086-nucleotide messenger RNA. RefSeq names its product sterile alpha motif domain containing 15 (gene SAMD15). Gene Ontology annotation, molecular function: protein binding. Lineage: Eukaryota; Metazoa; Chordata; Aves; Apodiformes; Apodidae. The record is from RefSeq and is a predicted model, not a curated record. The transcript has 3 exons. The coding region runs from base 1 to 552 and encodes 183 amino acids.